Messenger RNA from Chlorella variabilis, 1287 nucleotides. RefSeq names its product expressed protein. Gene Ontology annotation, biological process: protein O-linked glycosylation via mannose. The transcript has 9 exons. The annotation marks the transcript as partial. NCBI's taxonomy places the organism in Eukaryota, Viridiplantae, Chlorophyta, Trebouxiophyceae, Chlorellales, Chlorellaceae. Gene Ontology annotation, molecular function: glucuronosyltransferase activity; xylosyltransferase activity. The record is from RefSeq and is a predicted model, not a curated record.
AUGACCAUCAGCAACCCGCUGGGCCCCGCCUUCAGUGCCGCCAGGUAUGGGCCGCUCAACUGCAGCGACCCCAAUGCCAACGGCCCGCUGGCCUACAUCGGGCAGCCCGAGGUGUCCACAGACGAGUUUGGGGUGAUCCUGGUGCCCAACGACAUGUGUUCCAUCGACUGGGAACAAUCAGGGUACAACAACCCUGCCACCAAGCUCACUCUCACUCCCGACGCGCUUGUCACCAUCCGGUCGUUGUACGUGGACUGCGAGGGCGCCGAGGAGAUUGGCACCCUGCUCAACGUCCCCUACGUCUCUGGCGCCGCGGUGAACGUGACCAUCGACGAGAGCUACGGCGCCUGGGACCUGCCCUCCCCGCUGGUCAUCGACGGCACGCAAGGCGCCAGCGCCACCAUCGAGGUGCUGGAUGCGACGGCCGGCUUUGGCCAGCCCUGGAACAUAAACAACUGGCCGUUCGUGUACGUGGUGCAGCUGUGCGAGACGUCGGCAGCCGUGUGCGCGCAGCUGCUGGGACGAGAGCCCGGGGGGCAGCCUGACGGGGGUGCCGGCCUGGGGCCCGGCGGCGGCGGCGGCGGCACCCCUCAUGGAUCCCUCGCCUUCGGCCUUGGCGGUGGUAUCGACUCAUCGCUGUCGGCAGCCGAGAUCUCGCAGCAGCUGACGCCGGGCAGCUCGGGGCGCGGACCCUUCGACCUCAGCAAGUACCCGGGCUUCUGCCGCAAGAUGCGGCCGCCCAACGUGCCCGUGCUGACGGUGCAGCGCAUGUGGCUCAGCGGCCGGCAGCGCAACUACACAGACGUGUCGCUGGUCACGCAGCUGUCGGCCGACCGGCUGUACAUGCUGGAGGGGCAGUGCGGCGCCUGGGGCUCCAUCAUCGCCGCCGCCGUGCACGUGCCGCUGAUGCAGGGCAAGAUUGUGUCGGAGCUGCCUGAGCUGGAGGGCAAGGAUGUGGGGGCGCCGCUGGAGAUCAUCAGCGAGUUCCACGAGCGCAUGGAGCGGCGGGCCAGGGCCACCGACCACUCUCGCUGGUUUGAGACCAGCAUCUCGUACCGUAUCCCGUACGAGGAGGGCUUCGAGCCGUAUGUGCUGGUGCAGCGCCGCUUCGUGCCCUGGUACGACGAGCGCUUCAAGGGCUACCGCAAGAACAAGGUGGUGCACCUGAUGCACAUGUUCCGCCUGGGCGUGGAGUUUGCGUCCACGCCUCACGGCUACGUGGUGCACUCGCCGCACCCGGUGGCCAACUCGUGGAACACCACGCAGGCCACAGGGUUCUGGUACAAG